Caenorhabditis briggsae is the source of this 2067-nucleotide messenger RNA. NCBI's taxonomy places the organism in Eukaryota, Metazoa, Nematoda, Chromadorea, Rhabditida, Rhabditidae. The record is from RefSeq and is a predicted model, not a curated record. Bases 1 to 2067 code for a protein of 688 amino acids. The transcript has 8 exons.
AUGUCUACAUUCGUUCCAUUCCAAUCGGCUCAAGUCUACGAAGAACGACUCAACGGCAGCUCGACCACCGAGGGACAAGGAUGGAUACGGAUGGACCACGAGGACAACUCGGAAGAAGAUAAAGCUCCAUUCGGGAUUUUAAACAAAACGAAGAUUGCUCUUUGCCGACUGCUCUUUCUCCUUCCAAGAUCCCGAACUUUCAUAAAUAUAGGUUCUUCAUGUUUUCUUUUCUUGAUAUACUUUGCCCAUGGUUUGCUUCCGGUUCAUUAUCAUGCCUCCUCAAUACUUUCCCCAUGUAUUCUAAAGAUGACGUUCUAUAAUAAACAAGAACAAAUACAACAUGAGGAAAUCCAAACGAAAUUCGUUUCAAGGUUAUUAGCAGCAAUACGAUAUGAAUAUCGUUGCGUUCAAUCAUUCAUCAUGGGGUCUUCGUUUUAUCAGAAAACAACAACUUUUAGUUUUCUUAAGAUGAGAAUUAGAGAAAAUGAUAAAAUAAUGAUCUUUCCAUUUCUCUCUUACUCAUCUUAUCUGGGUACUUCUUCUAUAUCACUCGGGACUUUCCGACCGCCCAGUUUCUCCUUAAAAAUGGUUGAAUCUGAUCACAAGGCAAUCUCUGUGAUAUCAUAUUUUUAUUUUGCAAUUAAUCUGUUGGAGAAUGAGGUCAAAUUUAAUACUGAUCAUUUAGUUGCCUGUUUCAAGAAUGAUAUCCGGAAAUUGUGUUGGCAAGAGUUCACAAAGAGUAAACUGUGUUUUCCGAAAUACGAGAAAUGUUUGGUUACUGGGAAAAAUCAUGCUGGAUGCAGAGAUUCUUUCCAGAUUUGUAUCCAGAACGGACCCAUCUACAACCAUACUGAAUUCUGCAACAAGUACAUGCCAAAUAUCACGAAAUUCGAAGUAAUCACUGGACUUGAAUGGCAUCAAAACUUCCUUGAUGAAACUUUGAAUCUAGUGAAAAAGAAGAAAAGUCAGAAAAAUGACAAUUGUGAUCUACACAGCCUUCUUUUCAAAACUAACGAAAUUCCAAAAGUCUCAAACGAUUUGAUUCUCCGGAUGCCGUCUCUUGCAUCUUCCUACUGCCCUUGUAUGGAGAAGUCAAAUGGGGAUGAAGUGAUUAGAACCAGUAAAAUAAACAUCCCAAUUCAAAUGUGGCACGGAGGAUUCAGUUCGAAAAAGUGUUGGAGGGAGUUGGACAGAUUUCUAGUCGAAUAUCUCUGUGGAGUGUCUGUUGCUUGUGCGUGGAACUACAAAAUGACCUACAUCAAUGCAACUGGUAUCAUCUAUAUGCAACCAUUUGAGUAUCAAGACGAUCGCUUGUAUCUUCUUCACAGCUUCGCCGAAGACACAUACUUUACUUGUUUCCCUGUUAAAAGAGAAGUGAGCUCUUGUAACUACAUCUAUGAGCACUGCAAACUCAAUGGAGACGCAGAAAAAUGUGGAGACAACCUAGUUGACUGUCUGAGCAGCACUACUCCAAUUGAGCCAAGUUGCAAGCAGCUUUUAAUUCAGAAGAAUGACAAUCUGGGAACACUGGAAAAGAUUUUUCGAUAUAUUCGAAACAACAAACUUCAAUUGGCAUAUCCAGUAUUACUGUACAUUUUCUGGACGCUUUCAAAAAGUAUCAUAAACUGGGCAUUGGUGAAAAUGGCCAUCAAGAUUUGUCUGAAGAUUAGAGAUGGAUUGGACCGCUGUAGUCAAUUCAUUGAAGAGAAAACGAAAGAGAAGGAGAACACAACAGAGAAUGAGCCAGGGCAGCUGGAUCCAGUUCCAGAAUUUCCAACACAUCAGAUUACAGUCAACAGUCAAUUUUUGGACGAUGCCUUCUAUGAUAUUCCACUGGAUGGUAAUAACCAAAACAACAAUAACAACAACAAUGAUAAUAACGCUAACAAUCAAAGCAAUCAAAUCGAGGAACCACCAAUGAGCGAAGAAGAAAAGAAAGAAAAACAAAAAUCCGAAGAGAAGAAUUGGCAAUUUGGGGAUAGUUUCAAAGCGAUGCUCUCUUCAUUUUGUCGUCUUUUUUCCUCGAUUUAUCAUUUCAUCGAAAUCUCGAUCAGAAAAUAUUUUUAA